AUUGCGGUCAUGAAAAGCCUCUCCGUUUUCCUUUUCAUCGCCAUAAGCUGCAUCGCUGCAGCUCAGGCAGCCAAAUUCGACAUCACAAACAGAUGCAACCACACCGUGUGGGCAGCAGCCAUGCCUGGCGGCGGCAUGAGGCUUAACUCCGGCGAAACAUGGAGCUUCAACAUGACAAACGGCACCACGGGAGCACGCAUUUGGGGUCGAACCAAUUGCAGCUUCGACCGUGCAGGACGCGGGAAGUGCGAGACAGGUGACUGUGAGGGUGUUCUGGAGUGCAAAUCAUACGGCACAGCACCGAACACACUUGUCGAAUUUGCCUUAAACCAAUACAACAACCUGGACUUCUACGACAUCUCACUCGUCGAUGGGUUCAAUAUUCCGGUUAUAAUAAGCCCAAACUCUACCUUGUGCAAGGCCGUUAAUUGCACCGGUAACAUCAACGGAGAGUGUCCACGUCAGCUGAAGGCUACAGGUGGAUGCCACAAUCCAUGCACUGUGUACAAUACCACUCAGUAUUGUUGCUCCUCUGGUAGCUGCGGUCCUACUACUUACUCCAGAUACUUCAAGGACAGGUGCCCUGAAGCGUACAGUUACCCUAAGGAUGAUGCAACCAGCACCUUCUCAUGUCCUGGAGGAACCAACUAUGGGGUUGUAUUUUGCCCUUGAGCUUCUUUUUUCUUUCUUUUAUUUUUAUCUGUCGUUAUUCUAUUGUCCUUA
This is a messenger RNA of Gastrolobium bilobum, 723 nucleotides long. RefSeq names its product protein P21-like. The transcript has a single exon. The record is from RefSeq and is a predicted model, not a curated record. NCBI's taxonomy places the organism in Eukaryota, Viridiplantae, Streptophyta, Magnoliopsida, Fabales, Fabaceae. Gene Ontology annotation, cellular component: extracellular region. Gene Ontology annotation, biological process: defense response. Bases 10 to 672 code for a protein of 220 amino acids.